Molecule: messenger RNA, 1620 nt
Organism: Brenthis ino (lesser marbled fritillary)
Lineage: Eukaryota; Metazoa; Arthropoda; Insecta; Lepidoptera; Nymphalidae
Source: the annotation of a GenBank genome assembly
AUGGGUCGCCGAUCAAUUAAUACCACCAAGAGUGGUAAAUAUAUGAACCCUACUGAUCAAGCACGCAAAGAAGCAAGGAAGAAAGAAUUAAAGAAGAAUAAAAGACAGAGACAAAUGGUAAGAGCGGCUGUACUGAAAAUGAAAGAUCCUACUCAAAUCUUAGAAGAACUACAAAAAAUUGACGAAAUGGAGUACAAUGUGUUACAACCAUCACCACUUAAUGAAAAAGUUUUGAAAGAGAAAAGGAAGAAGCUAAGAGAAACAUUUGAUAGAGUCUUGAAGAUGUAUGAUAAGGAUGAUCCAGAAAAAUGGGUAGAACUGAAGCGUCAAGAAAUGGAGUAUGAGAAAAGGAGAGCCCAUUUAAUUUCUUAUUAUGAAUCUGUAAAGCAUGCCCAAUCUGUACAAGUGGACGAUAUACCUUUGCCUACAUUACAAGUGCCUGAUAAUUUAAUAUAUGGUAAUGUACCAUCUCAAAUUCCACUGCCAAUGGACACUGUACAUCCUAACUUACCAGUAAGACCAAUUUUGAAGAAGGAUUCAGUAUACAGAGAAAGGCCUACAGGAAUUGAACCACCUGGUGUACCUCCAGGGCAUCCACCUGAUUUUGAAUUUUUGCUUAUAGAAGCUUUUACACUUGAUAAAACUCGUAAGGAGAAAAAGAGUCUACGUUUCUCUGAUCUCGCAGAGGAGCCACCUGGAGAAUGUGUACACAAUAUUCAAAACCGUCACCAACCCAUGGAAGACUUGGACGGUGAAGUGAUGGAUGAUGAUCAGCCUCCCUCACCACAAACAAUGGCUCAAGUGGCCCCCACUCCCAAGCCAACGUCCCUCCAACAAAGAAUGUUAGCACUCUCCGGCCAAAAUAUAGAUGACUUCAUGAAAGAGAUGGAAGAAGUGCAUAGAAAGCGAGAGCGCGAUAGAGCUGCGGAUUUGAAUGCAAGGCUAACAGCAUUGAAACGUACUGGGCGGGACAGCGACUCGGACAGCGACGCGGAGCACGACCACCACAACCUCCACGACUUCGCGCUAGAGCCGCCCGGCGCUGAGAUACGACAGAUGCCUCCGCCAUUGUUACCACCAGGUCUCCGACCACCAAUGCUUCGUCCGCCCGGUGCACCCCCGGGAGCUCCCCCUGGGGCUCCCCCGGGCGCUCCCCCUGGCGUGCCCCCCGGCCUCCCUCCAGGACCCCCCGGACCUCCCCCCAUGCCGGGACAUGGACCGCAUGGACCAGCGCCUGGUAUGCCACCUGGUCCCCCGCCAGGGCUUCCGUCGCGCGGGGGCCUGCGCCCGCCGGGCCCCCCGCCGGGCGCGCCGCCCCGCCUUCUGCGGCCGCUGGUGCCCCCGCCCCCGCCCCACGUGUCCGUGCUGACGGCUGCACCGCAACUCAUAUCCAAGAAGGAUUCUGCUCAAGGUGCAACAAUAAGUGCAAAACCGCAAAUAAGAAAUCUGUCUGCGGAUGUGACACGUUUCGUGCCAUCAGCGCUCCGGGUGAAGAGAGAGGACAAGAGGGCGAAGCCCGACACAAGGAACACCAUACAGCGGCCCAGUGAGGCGCCCCGUCACGCGCCUACUAAGGACGAUGCGUACAUGCAGUUCAUGAAGGAGAUGGAGGGGUUGUUG